AUGCCGCUCCCGGACUGUGCUUGCAAGGUGAUCAAUGGCAAGUCAGGCUAUGUGCGUGACAAUACCAGCUGGGUUAUUGGCCGCAUUGUCCGAGAUUUCGAGGCUUGGGUUGAUAAACCUGUCAAGGACCAUCUGGCUGGCAUGAUUCAAACUCGCCGGGAACAGGAUAAGACCGCCCCAAAGCCUACUCAGGUCGGACUUUGUGUGUCGGUGUACAAAGCCAAACCUGCCAUCAUCGGAUAUCCAGGUUAUGACCGUGUAUAUUGGAUCGGUUUCGCGACUACCAUCAUUCAGCUUGGUAUUGCGGCAAUCCCAUGCGGCCUGUUUGGUGACUGGGGCAUUCUCCUCGUCACCGUUAUCGGAAUCCUCCUCUCAUUUGCUUCUGGUUGGCUUCCACAAUGGAAGGAAGAAAAGUGGGCUUGCCGCAGAAAUUCUGACAAAAAUGUGAUUUUGACCCGUGGAAAUGGAAGUCAACAUGCCAUUGUUAUUCUCGGUGACGGGAAAGGACUUGAUCUCGAAGACCUUGCAGCUGGCCAGACCAAUGUCGAUGUCUCAGCUUCAAACCUCACCAGAAUCAUGGUGACUAUCCUUGCAGCAUUGUGGAUCCUGCUCCUCAUUACCGCUGCUGGUUUGAAGACAAAUACCUGGUUUUUACUUGCCAUUGGUGGCAUCGGCAUUCUACAAAAUAUCUUCGUUGCCGGCUAUAGACGUUCUCCAAAAGCAUACGGUAUGCCCUUGAGCUAUGUCGAAGUCAUCGGCGAGCCCAAGGUGAUGGAUACGCUUUUCGCCGUUGAGGAGAAAUAUCCGCAUAUCGGAGCCAGCAUGAAGGAUACCUUCUUCCCUGGCAAGUUGCGAGCGGACGAAGUUACGAGAUGGGCAAAUCUGGAAACGGCGGCCGAAGCAAAGGACGACGCAGCAAAGAACGCUCGCAACAACGCCAGCCAACAGAACGGAAAAUCUCAACCAAUUCAGAAUAUUUCCCAAGCUGGAGUUGUGCUGUCAACACCAGCGACUUGA
Exophiala xenobiotica is the source of this 1017-nucleotide messenger RNA. RefSeq lists its product as uncharacterized. The transcript has a single exon. NCBI's taxonomy places the organism in Eukaryota, Fungi, Ascomycota, Eurotiomycetes, Chaetothyriales, Herpotrichiellaceae. Bases 1 to 1017 code for a protein of 338 amino acids. The record is from RefSeq and is a predicted model, not a curated record.